Messenger RNA from Exophiala xenobiotica, 1515 nucleotides. RefSeq lists its product as uncharacterized. Bases 1 to 1515 code for a protein of 504 amino acids. The record is from RefSeq and is a predicted model, not a curated record. Lineage: Eukaryota; Fungi; Ascomycota; Eurotiomycetes; Chaetothyriales; Herpotrichiellaceae. The transcript has a single exon.
AUGGGUGCUGGCUUGUCUUCCGCAGCCCGAUCUGCUAGCUCUGCUGCAUCAAAGGCCGGCUCUGCCGCCUCAAAGACUGGUGGCGAGACCGGCGACUUAGCGAAGGGCGGCAGUUCAGCCAUAAAAUCAAGCGCAAAAGCAGGCGGAGACACAGCUACAACUGGGGCAAAGAAAGAAGGAAGCGAUUCCCUAGGAGAUACCGCUGGUGGUGCGACAAAGCAGGAGGGAAAGGAUGCGGCACAGCACGAGGCAGCUGGUGGAGAUUUGCCGUCAAAGCAUGAUGGUGGGAACGCGCCGCCAAUUGAUACGAAAGAUGGCUCUCCCGGCGCGUCUGCGCCGCAUGAUCUGGCAGGAGGUCCACAGGGAAAGUCCGAAGGACCAUCAGAACAUCCAGAGCAGCCAGGGGGAAUCAAAGGACAUAUCCAAGGACAUGCUCACAAGCUUGGGCAUAAUCUCAAAAACAAGGACUGGUGGAAGGACAAGGGUAAGGGGGCUGCCAAGUUUACAGCAGGGCAAGCCGCCGGAGCGGGUCUUUUCAUCGGCGGUCAACAACUUUUCGAAGCUGCUGCGGGUGGGGGUCAACGGGAAGGAGGGGAGACGGGUGGCGAAGGUGGAGGUGAAGGGAGCGGCAUGACGCCGCAGGAGCAAUACCAAGAAGAAAUGAAACAGUAUCGGGCGCAAAUGGCCGAGGCCCAGCAACGGGGGUCAGGGGAGCAGAGCACCGAACAAGAUCAGGGGACUGAUGGACAAGACCAACAAGGUAGUGAACAAGUCAUAGGGGAGGAGGGAGGAACACAGGGCGCUGGUGAGGAGGCAGGCCAGGGCAUAGGCGAAGAAGAAGCCAAUUACGAUAAAGAGAUCCAUGAAGAGGACUAUAGUGAGCCUAUGGAAGGAGGGCAAGGUGGGUAUGGCGGCGGCGACGGAUAUAGAAGUGGUGCCUACGCAGGCGGACCCUAUGGAGGUGAUGAAUAUAGACAGGUCGUCUAUGAAGGGGGUUAUGGAGGUGAGGAACAUAGGCUAGCCGACCACGAAGGAGUCUAUGAAGGUGGUGGGUACGAAGGAGGCGCAUACGGAGGGGAAGAACACAGGCAGGCCGACUACGAAAGAGGUUAUGAAGAUCCGUACGGAGAAGAACCCGGUGACCAAGGAUUGAGGGUUUACGGAGGAACAUAUGACGGCACAGGGAGUCAUGAAGAGGAGGGGGCGGACGGACACGGUCAAUAUCCACAUCAAGAUUAUGGUGAGCAAGGCUAUCAAGGAGGAGAAUACGGGCAGGGAGGGUAUGUUGGAGGCGGGCAAGGUUAUCAACGAGCCCGAGGGUACGGAGGAGAAGGGUAUGGCGGAGGAGGAUAUUACGGAGAAGGUCUCUUUGGCGGGGGAGCCCAGCCAUACGGGGGCCCCACUCCUGCGUACGGGGGAUAUGGGCAAGAAUCACUUGGUUCCGGGCAUUGGGGACAGGAAACGGACACGGGGGAUGGUAUACCAGGCAUUGGCUUUGGUCCUCAGCAAGUUUGA